Molecule: messenger RNA, 1648 nt
Organism: Cornus florida
Lineage: Eukaryota; Viridiplantae; Streptophyta; Magnoliopsida; Cornales; Cornaceae
Product: ethylene-responsive transcription factor ERF113-like
Exons: 2
Coding region: 586-1305 (239 amino acids)
Biological process (GO): regulation of DNA-templated transcription; ethylene-activated signaling pathway
Molecular function (GO): DNA binding; DNA-binding transcription factor activity
Source: RefSeq, a predicted model, not a curated record
AUGAUACAAGCAAGAACACACCACUUUACGCAUGGUUACAUAGCAAGUGUGAGAAUACCAAAAUAUCCUUCAGAAAUUGAAGUAUGAUGUAGCUCCACACUUGUUUUCACCACCUCCCUGAACUAUUUUGUUUUUUCUUUCUUUUGUCCCCCACCCCCUCUAUUUCUUUCUCUAUUUGUUAUUCUUUAAUCUCAAAAUAGAAACGAAGAUAAACUCAGACACCAAUAAAUACCAUUAAACCCUACCCUAUUUUCCUCUUCUCUGUCUCCCUCAUUGCUCUUCAAACUCUAGCAACCCUAGCUCUUUGACCCAGAUCACACAUCUGUUUCACAAGUAACCCUAGCUAGAUUCGCUAAUAGGUCUCCAUCAUCAGAUCACUAGCACAACAAAAAGUAGAAGAACCCUUCCAUGACCCAUUGCUUCAAAAUCAAUCAUCCAAGUUAUAAUUAACCACCUAAAAAAAAGCUGGAUCGAAGGCAUGGAAAGCGCCCACUUCCUUCAGAAACACAAGAGGAUCAAAAGGAGGAAGAGCAUGCCUUCUUUCCUGCUUAUGGAUCAGUUGUUGCUGACAAGGAUACAUCCACCAUGGUUUCCGGUCUCACCCGUAUCAUGGGUACCGGUCCAUCUCCGGUUACGUCGAGGCCGGCACCGGCUGUCUCAGAGUCUGCCAUGAACCAUGAGCCUGAACAACCAUCACAAAUGAUGCCAGAUCAAGGAAAUUUAGGGAAAAGACAUUACAGAGGAGUGAGACAAAGGCCAUGGGGCAAAUGGGCAGCGGAAAUCCGUGACCCCAAGAAAGCAGCUCGAGUUUGGCUCGGGACAUUCGACACAGCUGAGAAUGCAGCCCUUGCAUACGAUGACGCUGCUCUCAAGUUCAAAGGAACCAAGGCCAAGCUCAAUUUCCCUGAAAGAGUUCAAGGGAACACCACAUUUGGCUACUUUUCGAGCCCCGUGAAUCGUGGAGAUUCAACCACCUCUUCUACGCGCCAAAUUCCUGCACCAGCUGCUGUUGCUCCUCCUCCAAUAUUGUCACCAAACGCGUACCCGGACCUUUAUCAAUAUGCACAAAUUCUUUCGAGUAAUGAUGCCAACUUCCAUGAUAUCACUUCUGCUCUCUAUAAUCAAGAAGUUUUUCGCUCACAAUCUUCUUCAGAAGUAUUGUCGGACUUGCACCAACAACAGCAGCAGCAGCAACAACAGGAAGAAGAUGAGCUUCAGAGUCUCUCAUCACAAUUUGAAAGCUCGUCUACUUAUGAUCGUUCGGAGCCUACGAAGAAGUUUGAUACGAGAAAACGAGGUAAAUAGUAUCUUCAACAUUUUGUAUGGAGAAGAAAGAGAUCUAUAGAGCAUGAAGAGCUUUUAGAAUGCCUCUGCAUGCAGCACAUGCCAGCAUGAAGAGCUUCGGAGGUUUUUGGUCACAUUGAGUCAUUGCGAUUGGAUCGAGGGUUGGGAAAAAUUAAUAUGCAAGUUAAUUAAUUAGGUCAUUGUAACGUUUUGGUUGGUUAUCUUUUUCAAGUAUUGAUUGGGUAGUGAGUGUUUGGGCUUUCAUUUCAAUUCCUAAGGCCAUGUUUGGACAUCCCAUGGUAAAAUGUACCAGUUCAUGUUUUUUACUGAGAAUUUUGGUAUGAAUCCCAUGACCUUUUUUAUA